UUGUAUUGACUUAUAGUCAAUUGGCUUCCUCUUACCAUAUGUGUCAGUCUUAGACAAAUAACAUCUCAACAGAAUUCCAAGGCAUUUCUGAGGAUUUUUAGUACUUUGUUUGGUGGUGUUUGUUGGGUUUUUUUUUUCCAGUGGUGCAGUCCUGCUGUCUAUUGUGAGUUUAAUGUUUUUUAAGCAGUUUUGACAUAAGCAGAAUUGGUUACGUUAUCACACCCCUGCUUCUCCCAUGUAAACGUUUGUGUGGGAAUUUUUAUGUGAGGUUUAAAAAAACAUUUUGAAAGAAGUUCUGGAGAUAGGUAAGAAUCUGGGUACACUCACUGUUCCGUUUUUCUUUAUGGUCUGUUAAGUAAUUUUUGUUUCAUAUUGUAUAUGUCACUACAGUGUAUAAAAUGGGUAGAUUUGGGUUUUUUUUAAUAACUUACGAUUUGGAUGAUUUAGGUUGCAAUAAGUAGUAAAGCCUGCAAAAGUAGCUGAUUAUUGAAUGUCAGAUGUUAAUGAAAAGCAUAACAAUGUGAAAACUAUUUUCCAAACAGUGCCAAACGUGUUCACUUUACAGCUGGGCAAAUAGAAAAGAAAAUCUGCAAUAUUAAAAUUAAGAGGAGAAAAUGAUUUUUUUUUUAAUUCUGAGUAUGUAGAAAUUGUUUUAGUCUUGUAAAGGCAAUCAAAAAUGAAAUACAUCUUUUCUAAAGUUUUAGCAAUGAGAUGAUGUUGUUUUAUUGUUUUCUCAUAACUGCUCUCUUAGUUACAGUUAAUGGAGGCCUAGAAUUUCAUGGGGUAGAUUGUUGCGGGGUUGUUGAUUUAGGCUUAAGUUAAACAAAGCCUGUCCACAUCUCUUCAAAACAGUUCAGUGUUUGUGCUUAGUUUUUCAUGCAGUUUGAAUUUAAAUCCAUUAAAAUUAAUAGUCCUUUAUUAUUCACAUAAGGUGAUCUUUUACUUUACUACUUUGAGGACUGGAAAAGAUUGUUGGAUUGGGGUCUCACAUCUGUUUGUUCAGGAAAAUUAAGCAGUGGGCACAUAACAGCUUACUAACUGUGUGGAUAACUGUGAAAAAGACACUCUUUUUGUAAACUCUUCUGUACAGAUCUUUUGCAAUAUAUGAACUUUCUUAGGGCUGCAGGGAGCAGGCAAAGGGAAACAAGGGGAAAAAAAAGAGCAAAGCCACAAAUGUUUGAACUUGUGUAACUGUUUAAGCUCUACUGUUUGUCAUUUAGCAGAUGUAUAGCGUCAAGAAUAAUUUUUCAAAGGGCAAACCUGUCAGAAUAGCUUAAUUAAUAUAAAAAGUCAGAACACUGAUGGAAAGCUUUGAAAACAUCCCCUAAGGCAGCAGGGUUAGAGCAACAUCAGAAAGUUAAGUAAUCAAUAAAAAUAAAUUAGUUUUAAUUAAGUUAAUGGCAAUUAGAUCGUAUACUUCGGAGUAUGAGAGUAUUAUUACAGCUAUCAGUAAAAUGUUUUCUCUAUGCACAGCAUUAGACAAAUGGACAUUUGUAUUGUGGAAUAGUAGUGGAUAUUUGCUUUGUUUUCCCUAGUUUCAGGUGUUGGCUACUGCCAUAUACACGCUGUAGAUUUGAUUUAAUUUGAUACUGUAGCAGCGGUGGUAAAUCUUAACAGCAUUUUUAUUUAUAAAAUUGCUGUUGGAAAUUUAUUCUUUCACUUUCAAAUCUUUCUAUUGCUUUUAUGGGUACAGAAUACCAAAAACGUGUAGAAAGAAGAACCUGUAGUACCUUUGAAUACACAAGAAACUUUUAGCUGACUUUGUAAAACACUCCUCCCACUCAUACUAACUUACUGGUACAGUGCUAAAGUAACAGAAGGUGAGCCAUCAUCAUGCUCUUGGAAAGUGCUUAAUCUGUAUAGACAUAUAUAUACUGUAUGUAUGUUGUAAUGGGGUCUAGCUAUUGCUUUUUUAUUGCUAAGCAGAGAAUUGAAAACCUGCAAGGCAGUCUUUAAAACAGUUUCCUACUCAACUUCUUUAAAAACAGGGGGUUCUUCACAUUAACUUGACCUUGUGUGUUUUUGUUUUGCAAUCCAUUAAAAUUAAUGUGAGAGGCAAGUUGGUAAGGUAAAGUACUGCUUAAAGAUCUGAGCUAGAAUUAGAAGAUUUUCUCUACUUUUUAUCUACUUAUUAACCUUUCUAGUCAUAUUUAAUUCUCUUUAAAAUACUAUAUGCUGGAUGCACGUAUGAUUUGAUUUGUAAUGAAUUCUAGAGGCCCAUUCUUGGGUUUAGAUUGCAAACAGCAAUCUCACCGUUUCCUUGUAACAGCCUGCAUUUUAGGAUGCUCUCAUGAGUCAAAUUAGCCACAACACUGCAUCUCUUGAGAUGUACUAGGAGCUCAGAGGAAAGGGCAUUUUCUGAGCCCUGGCUCUUGGUCCUGAUUUCUCUCAGGUAACAGUGGAUCUGAGGUAUUUUGCAGGGGCUAAGAAGGUUCACAGUUGCAGUAGGCUCUCAAAAGGUCUGUGGCACAGGUCAGACCUUAUGCCCUCACCUUUCAAAGGCUGGGCUGGCCAUUUUGGUCUGGAAACUUCCUGGGUUCACUGCCUUCCAUAGUGUCCUUAUUGAGAGAAAGGUUUUGAGUGUUUCACCACUGAGUGUAUUUCAUGCUUCUUUUUUCAUUUUUGAGGGAGUUUCAGUUUUGCUCUUGUGUAGUAUCUGAAUGUAAUGUCCAACAAAAUAGUUCCCAUUCUUGAGGGUUUAGACAAAAGAGUCUAGACAAAAGGUGUAGAGCUGCCUUUUAUGCUUGGCUUUCUGAUGGCAGAUUUUACAGAUUUCUGUUUCCUUUUUCUUUUGGAAGUGUGUGGGUAUGUGUACCCAGCUGUUGGUGAUCUAGUACCUUUGACACGAAGGUUAAUGGCAUGCUGUCACAUGCUGAGUCCUUAUCAGUACUGAUCAGUUCCAUGCUGAUUUACCUCAUUUUCACACUGGAGAGUUUUGGCAUGCAAACCCAUGUAAGGACCUCUUCCUUGGAAAGUACUGAACUACACCUGCAUCUGCUAGCAGUGGUACAUGGUCACACUACUGUGUGAAUUACUCUUUCUCUGGACAAGGCUAACUCAAGUAUGGACAUCAAUUCAUGGCAUAGUACCUACCAUGCUCCUCUCUGGUCCAGUUUCUGUUCCUUUGACUUGAGUUGAUACUUUUUUUUGGAAGUCUUCGCUAUAUACAGAUUUGUCUGUAUCUAUCAAGAGGUUCUUGGAACAUUUCUCAGAAGAACAAUCACACCUGCAAACUGGCCUCAUGUAGGUAACACUGAGCAUGUGUGAAUAUCCAGGACAUUGAGGUGGUAUUAGUGUCUGUUGGACUCUGAGAGCCAAAUAUAAGAGCACCUUGCCAAUCAGUGUACCAGUUGUUUCCUGGGGCAGUACCGAGAGAGGAUAAAGAAGAUGCACUAUAGUGUCUGGGAUAAUAGUAGACCUCCCAGACAUGGAAGAAAAUCCUGCCUCACUUAUGGCACUUUGGAAUCAGCAACAAGAAGGGUACCCAUAAAUUUUCUGUUGGGAGAAGAGAGGAUACUCCAUUCAGACUCAGGAUCUGAAUACAGACCAGGACAUGUCUGAGACUGUGCUGGGCAUCCAGAUCUCUUUGUAGAGACAGAAACUCCAGAGACAGCAGCCAAGUGGGUUUGGGAUGAGAGAAGCUCAGGAAAUAAGGGAGUCUACACAAGAUGCUACAAAUUUACCAAGGCCACAGUUGGAGAAUUCUGGCUCUCUAGCUGAAGCAUUUGUUCAGAUGUCUGGCAACAUAAGUGAUGAUUCUUGACAAAUUUUCCUGUCAACAAAUGGAAAGCAAGGAAAACAUGUUGCAUUUUGACUUCUAGAGAGACAUGGGAAGGGACAGUGGAAUUUACAAAAUGCAUUCAGGAAAAUGGAAGUUUGAAGAUGAUAAUCUAAACUGAUUUUCUGACUGCCAAGACAAGUCUAGGGAAGAGGACAGAGAAACUAUGGCAGGGAGACUGCAUAAUGGGGAAAAGAAGCUGGAAGAGCAAGAGUUCCAGCAGGAGCUCUUCAGGGAGUACAUGCAUUGCCCGAAGGCAGGCUGCACGGCUUUAAGACAACAGCAGAAAAGAAGAAAUGGAGUCUCAAUGAUGGUAAACAAGACUGUUCCUCGUGUUGUUUUGACACCAUUAAAGGUGUCUGACGAGCAGUCGGAUUCUCCUUCAGGAUCUGAAUCUAAAAAUGGUGAAGCAGAUGGUUCUGAUAAAGAGAUGAAACAUGGGCAAAAGUCUCCAACUGGAAAACAAACCAGCCAGCACUUAAAGAGGUUAAAAAAAUCUGGUUUAGGACAUUUGAAAUGGACCAAAGCUGAGGAUAUUGACAUAGAAACACCAGGAUCUAUUCUAGUGAACACUAACCUGAGGGCUUUAAUAAAUAAACACACCUUUGCUUCUUUACCUCAGCAUUUUCAACAGUACCUCCUGCUUUUGCUUCCAGAAGUAGACAGGCAGAUGGGAAGUGAUGGUGUUCUGCGCCUCAGUAGUUCCGCUCUAAAUAAUGAAUUCUUCGCAUAUGCAGCACAAGGGUGGAAACAGCGAUUGGCAGAAGGUGAAUUUACACCAGAAAUGCAGCUGCGCAUCAGGCAAGAGAUUGAAAAGGAAAAGAAAACAGAACCUUGGAAAGAAAAAUUCUUUGAAAGGUUUUAUGGUGAAAAACUGGGGUUGUCACGAGGGGAAUCCGUGAAACUCACUGCGGUGCAAAACAAUGACGAAGAUGAAAGCAGUUCUCUGUGUGGAUCUUCUGGCACACCUGGUCCUUCUAAGCAAGGAACCUCUGAGGACCAAGAAGAGAAAGGUGCUGAAAUUCCACCCUUAUCAGAGAGAGAUUAUAGUCCAUCUCUUCCUGGUAUGGAACAGGUUCCUGCCAAGGAUCUAACGGCAGACUCAGAGGAUAUACUGAUACCUGAAGAAUCAAUCAUUCAGGAGGAGAUUGCUGAAGAGGUUGAGACAAGUAUUUGUGAAUGCCAAGAGGAGAACCACAAAACAGAACAUGAAUUUUCUGAAGAGUCAGUUAGCCCAGCUGGCACAAGUGAAGAAACAGAAGCAGUACAACUUACAGACAGCACUGAGUCCUGUGUCACAAUGAAUGAGGUAACUGAUACUGUAUCUCACAUUGAAAUUAAAGUGGAGUUGAAGUCAGAAUGUCCUCAGGAAGAGAUGUCUGUUGUGAUAGAUCAGCUGGAGGAUUGCGUAUCACCAGCACGAUCAGCUUCAUCCACAAACUCUGUCAGUGAUACAGCAGAGAAGGACUCUGAGUCUGCAAAAGAGCUAAUUGCACCAGAAAUGCAAAAUACUGCUGUGGAAGGGUCCUUGUUCACUGGUGGAGGCAUUGCAGUAGAUAUGGAGCUUCAAAGUGACCCUGAGGAGCAGUCAUCUGAGAAUGCCUGUAUUUCUGAAACUUCCUUUUCCUCUGGAAGUCCGGAAGGACCCUGUGUUUGUAUUGCUUCUCCUGGAGGAGACACUCAGUCAACUUCAGAGGAACCCUGUACUCCAGCAUCUCUUGAAACAGCUUGCUCAUCCGAAGUGUCCAGUACUGAAAACAUUGAAGGUGAUAUUCAGCAAAAGGCCAGUGAUGAAAACUUGCCCACACCUCUAAUGUCAGAAAUCUCUCCAAUGUCCACCUCACCUGUAACCUCAGAAGCAUCUCUGAUGUCAAAUCUACCUUUAACAUCAGAGGCAUCACCAGCUUCUAAUUUACCUUUAACAUCAGAAACAUCUCCUAUGUCCGAUUUGCCUUUAAUGUCAGAGACAUCUUCAGUAUCUUCUGUUCUUCUAACUUCAGAAACAUCCAUGGCAAACAGUUUGCCUCUUCCAUCAGAGACAUCUCCAGUUUCCAAUUCCCCAAACAAUGAAAGACUUAUUCUGCAACAAAGGAAAUCACCAUGUUUGUCAGAAGACUCCCUUCCCACUGUGAAAGAAGAAAGCUCUGCCAUUCCUAAGGUGCUUCAAGAAGAAAAUCUUGUUCUUCAGCCAAAGCAACUUCAGAAUGUCCCUGAAAAUAUGAAAGUUGGUACACUAACAAUUAUACCUGAUACUUCAGUAUUGGAAGAGCCCCAAAACAAAACCCUCAGUGAUCAGCCAUGUAAGUCACAUUCUGAAAUGGAUAAAUCCUACAUUGCACCCAUCCCGGAACACUCUCCUCCAGAGGUGAUGAAAAAUAAAAAUCACAGUGUUCAACAAAGAGGUGACAAGAAGGGUACACUCUUGCCAUCAGAGGUAGCUGUCGAAGUAUCAGUUGGCAAAAAUAUUGAAUUGCUUCCAUCAAAGCCACAUGAUAAACUAUAUACCUCAUCUCUAGAGAAAGCUACAUUCUCUGAAGCAUGCAGAAGUAAAUCUCACAAGCUAACAGGCAGCACCCAAAGCCGUCUGGAGAAUUCACAUUCUUCCAAGUCAUUAGAACCCACAAAAUCACCUGAAGUGAGGAAUGAAAGUAGAGACCCAGAAAUCCCAAAGAGGAAAACAGCAGAACAGCACAGUUUUGGAAUCUGCAAAGAGAAGAGAGCUAGAAUAGAUGAUGAUCAGCCUAACCGAAGUGCUUCAUCAACGAGUCCAUCUGAGAAAGAACAGCCACCCAGGGAAGAACCCCGAGUUCCACCCCUUAAGAUUCAGCUUUCAAAAAUUGGACCACCUUUUAUCAUCAAGAGCCAGCCUGUUUCUAAACCAGAACCUCGAGUUUCCCCAAGUACAUCGGUCAGCAGCGGGAGAAACACUGGUGCUAGAACUCUUGCAGAUAUCAAAGCAAGAGCUCAGCAAGCAAGAGCCCAAAGAGAAGCUGCAGCUGCAGCAGCCGUGGCAGCAGCUGCGAGCAUAGUCUCUGGAGCAAUGGGGACCCCAUGCGAAGGUGGGAAGACAAGAACUCUGGCACACAUCAAGGAGCAAACAAAGGCCAAGCUAUUUGCAAAGCAUCAAGCCAGAGCUCAUUUACUCCAGACCAAUAAAGAAUCAAAGUCGCAGUUCAGCUCAAAGGAAAGUACCUCAUCUCUGGAGAUACCAACGUCUACUGACACAAAAAUUGAGGGUUCUACUGGUGUCAUUAUAGUUAAUCCUAACUGCAGGUCCCCUAGCAACAAGUCUGCUCAUCACCGUGAGACGACCACUUUAUUGCAGCCGUCACUUAGCACAGCUACAUUACCAGAAACUGCUACUGAGAUACCUGUGCACAGUUCUGAUGAAAAUAUACCUAUGCCACAAUUGUGUGAGAAAAUUAUUUCAUCUACCUCUACUGAAAGUAACAGUGUGCCAGUGCUUUAUAAUAAAAGUUCAGUCUCUGUGUGUGUUUGCAGCACUGCUAUGUCUGGAGCAAUUAAAGAACUUUCUUUUGCAAGUUCUGUUGAUAAAUCCUCUGUUUUAAUGUCUGUUGACAGCGCAAACACAGCAGUUUCAGCUUGUAAUAUAAAUAUGCUGAAAACCAUCCAAGGGGCUGAUACUCCAUGCAUAACCAUUGGACCAAAAUGUAUUGAUAACAGUAAUGUACCAGUCUCCAUAGACAAUACAGUCUUAUCAAAUGCCAUUGAUGACAAACGGUUGCCGAUACCGAGUAGCAAUGUGAAUAACACAGUCUCCACUCAUUAUGCCACUGUGCCAGCUUCAUCUAUUGCAAAUAACUUGCCAAAUCAUCUCCCUGGUAGUUCUGUACUGAUUCCCCCAGUGGGGACUACCAACAGAUUUUCUUCUGAUAAGAUAGCCAUAACUGGGUGUAAUGAGCAAAGCACUGUCUCCAUUCACGCUACUGUUAGGUCAGCUUUAAGUUGCAGUGAGGCCCUUGCAGUAGCCGAUCCUGUUGCAAGGCCACCCAUGUCAAUGUUUACUGGUAACAUGGUGACAAUAAACUCUUAUGAUAAUGCUAUUAAAUUAAAUGCUGAUCUCUUAGAAAAAAGCUCUGGAGCACGAAACCGAAUGGAUCUCCCUGGUAAAUCUCAGCCAGUGACCUUUACACAAACUGCCAUGAACAGGUCUAUACCUUGCAAAGUCAUUGUCGACCACACUACAACUCUGAAUUCCAGUCUGUCACUUUCUUCUUCUGUUGAAAAUGCAGAGAACAGCAUUGACCUGCAGAGCAGACCUGUAAGGACAGAAGCUGCCUUACAAAGUAUAGCCUGUCCUCAGGUGUCUGUCAUAAGCAGGCCUGAAGUGCUGUCUAAUGAAAGCCUUGAGCACAGCUCCAGCUUUAUCACCAUUACAGCAAAGCAAGACAGCAAAAACUUGCAAGCAGGUUGUUCAAGUCUUCGAGAAGUGCCUCUUUCUCCUCAAGAUAAAUUAAUUGAGGUGGUUACUCCCAGCCAAGGUUUUCCUGAGCAAUUAAGAGGUCCUUCAGCAUUGAAAAAUGAAGCGGAUGCUGCCUGUGCCAAUCAGUAUAACACUAACAAUAGAAUUUGUUGGCAUGAUGAAGAGGCAAUGAGUACAGACCAGCCAGUGGUCAGCCACCUCAACCCCAGUAAGCAUAAGGAAUACUCAGAGCAAAACUGCUUGAAAAAUGUCAAAACUGAACCUUCCAGUUACACGCAAAUGUCAGAACUGCAAUCCAGGAGUCUUUUGACAAGCAUUGCUGUUCCCGUUAAAUCGGAAACUAAUGAGUCUGACAAGUGCUUCAGGAUGGACACUGAGGAUUUUACAGGAUCUGAAAUGCCUGCCCAGACUGCAGAAAUAUCCACGAGUGCACAGCCGCCGCAGACCUCCAAGACAUCCGUUGCGGACUCCAUGGAAGACUCCCUGCCCCUGACAACAGAAACCCUAAAGAGAGUUACCAGUGCCGGGAGCUCAAGCUGUCGCUUAUCGUCAGUGGAGGCCAACAAUCCUUUAGUGACACAGUUACUGCAAGGCAAUCUGCCUUUAGAGAAAGUGCUGCCGCAGCCCAGAUCAGGAGCCAAACUAGAAAUUAACAGGCUUCCCUUGCCUUUGCAAACUACCUCAGUAUGUAAAACAGCAGUGUCCGAGAGAAAUAGUGUUGAGCAUCCUUCCAACUCUCCUAAUCCAGAUGGUAAAGGUUUUGCAGCAGGCAGCAUAGCCCCACUACAAAUCAGAAAGCGUGAAAACCAUCCGAAAAAGAGGAUGGCCAGGACUGUAGGGGAACAUGCUCAAAUUAAAUGUGAGCCUGGGAAGGUGUCAAUGGACACAGAUGUUAAAGUGGCUCCUUGUGUGAUUAGUUCCAGCAUGAAUCAGCUAGGGCAUGGUCAGCCGUUUAAGCAGGAGUGGCUGAACAAACAUGCCAUUCAGAGCCGAAUUUCUCACAGCCCAGAGAUCAAGCAGCAGAAGAGGCCGUUGCCUUCAUGCAGUUUCCAGCAGAGCCUGUUUCACAUUGAUAAAAAUGGCAGCUUUCACGCAGAAGCUAGUACCUCACAUAGACAGCAUUUUUACCAAAUGUCCAUGGCUGCGAGAGGCCCUGUUCCCACGGCAGCUUUGUUGCAAACUACUUCAAAAGGCCCACCUGGCUGCAACUCAUUUGCUUUUAGCAGGCACCUGGAACAGAAGGGCUUGGGAGACGUGAAUAUUUCUACAGCAGCGCACCAGCUGAGGCUAGGAAGUGUGUUUUCCCCUAAUAUUCCAAUCAAGGAAAGUGAUGACAUUGCCAGUGCCUCUCAAACUCUGCAGAGUAAAACAUUAGUUCAUCCCCCUCCUCCUCCUCCACCCCUGCCACCUCCUCCCCGUCCUCACCCAAAUGCAGAAGUCCCCUCUGAUCAAAAACAACCGACAGUUACUAUGGAAACCACUAAAAGACUUAGUUGGCCUCAGCCAGCAAGCAUCUGUAGCAAUAUAAAAUCUGAACCUAUUUCUUUUGAGGAAGGUUUAAGCAGCAGCUGCGAAAUGGGCAUGAAACAAGCUUCCUAUGAUCAGAAUGAAGUGAAAGAACAGUUGAAAGCGUUUGCAUUAAAGAAUGCAGAUUUCUCUUCCUAUUUACUUUCUGAGCCACAGAAGCCUUUUACCCAACUUGCUGCUCAGAAAAUACAGACGCAGCACCCACAGCAGCAGCAGCAGCAGCAGCAGCUCUGUGGAAAUUACCCAACAAUCCACUUUGGUAGCGCAAGCUUCAAAAGGACAGCAUCUGCAAUUGAGAAAUCGAUUGGGAUUUUAGGAAGUGGCUCCAACGCUGCCACAGGCCUGUCUAACCAGAACGCACAGAUCCCGGUUCAGAAAUUUGCUGACAGUAGCAAUGCCGAUGAACUGGAACUGAAAUGCUCUUGCAGGCUGAAAGCCAUGAUUGUGUGCAAAGGCUGUGGAGCCUUCUGUCACGAUGACUGCAUAGGGCCUUCCAAACUGUGUGUAGCUUGUCUGGUUGUACGGUAGGAACUGAAUCAAAGAUGCAGUAUCCCUUAUCAGCGUGGGAAAGCAGGACAAAGGAAUGCAGAAAUUGGAACAGUUUAGGCCACUAAUGGUUUGCAAUUAGUCAAUUGAUUUGUUUUUAUUAUUAUUUUUAAUAUCUUUUUCUUCAACAUGGUGCUUUCAGAAUUUAGUUAUUCCUGCCUGAGUGCCAUUUUUUUGGGAAGAAGAGGAAACCUGUAGUAGUUGUUUAAGAAAAAAAAGACAUCCUUGUUAGUGAAGUGUCAAUGAGCUAUUUUGCUGUGCUAAAGAAAAAAAAAGGCAUUAAUGCAUGUCAUUUGUAGCUUCUAUUUAUUUGCACAAAGUGCAGCACGUUUUUUUCUCCACUUUUUUGAUAGUUGAUACAAGCUGCAGCUUAAAAAUCGGUGGAAGACUAACUGCAAGAAGUGGAGUAACUAUGCAGAAUGAAUAACACACUGAAUAGUGACUGUUCUGAGGGGGAUAGUGGCAAGGUAUGGGGUAUUGGCCAUUGUAGCUUCUAAGUUCUGUUUGCAGGUUUUCUGCUGAUAGGAUUGCUUUCUUCAACUGACUUUCACUAUCUAGGGCUAAAAUAUAGCUACUUCACUUGGAGGAAAAAAGAAAAAGCAGUUUACAUUGUUAGAGGAGUUUCCUUACAUGCCUGCCAGGGGCUACGGAACUCACAUCUUACUCAUCAUCUCUUCUUGUUGAUUCCUUGGGAAGGAUUUGUGUAUGUGAUGGGUUAGUGGGACCAACACUAGAAUCACACUGGCUUCAGUAGAGUUUGGAGAAAGUAACUUCUCUACUGGGGAUUAAAAAGCUGUCUUCUGUUCCUGUUUCCCACUCAAAUAUUCUUUAUUUGUAUUUGUCUCUUCAUCUGUCCACUUGGUUUGUCAGUCCCAAAUAUAUGUAUUAUAUAUAGGGUCAAAUUUAUGUAAUACAUUCUGGAUGUUCUAGCCUUUCCAUGGCCUAAAAAUGAUGCAUUCUUAUGGUGAAUGAAUAAGAAAAGAGUCUAAUUGCAUAUUGGUUGAAUAUUACUUUAUCAGUUGUUUUCCCUCUUUUGUAAGUUACUCUAUUUAAAUAACAUCUCAAAGUUUUACUAUUUAAAGUAAUUCUUAGAAUUACUUACAGCACUGACUUGUUUUGUUUUCUCAAAGGAAUUCAGACCCCUUAACCUACCUUUUAGAAAUUUGGAAGCAAAAGGCAUUCUUAAAAGGGAUACUGCAUCUUUAAAGUAACCUUCAGUAUUUAUUCUGUACUGUAUUUACAUUCAGGACUAUAGCUGCAUUCCAGAUGCGCUAGCCACUAACAGCAGAGAAGAAAAACAAUGAUUUGGGGCCCCUAUUCACCUAAAAGGAAAAUACUAUAAAGGGAUAAAGCACAUGCAGUUGCUGGGGAGAUGAAAAUACCUUGAGUUUUUUUACUCCCACUUCAAGAACACAAAACAUGGAGUGCAAGUCAUCCAUCUGCCAGUAUGUGGUUGGGUCUGCCCAAAUGUCAGCAUCAGAGAGAAAUGUGUUUUUUUUACCAUUGCUGUAGAACCUCACUAAUCCCAAGACCUUACAGUCUGUUCAAGAAAACUGAUUUUCCUUCCACAGUUUUCAGAGAGCAACGUAGUAAGAAUAUGUGAGAUGUAAUACUGCUUGGAUUUCAUGAUGCAUUUAAGUGUUGCAUUCAAAGGUAUUAAUGUGAAUGAUGGAACUACAUUUAGUAAAUAAAAAGUAUGCUACAUUUUACACUACACUUUUUUUUUAUAUGACCUUUGUUUGCAUACUUAUUCAUAAGCUGUAAUUGGUCUCCCUGCCAUGGGUGCGUAUUAGUGAGGUUCUACUGAAUGGAGGAACCACAUUUAUUUUCUUGUGGGACCAUUUUCAUAAACAUGAUAAAUGCCAUUUAUUGUCUUAAAAGUGAGUUGGAAUAUCUACAACAUACGUUCCUGUCAUAGGAAGCUCUAUGGUGCACCUUGAUGUUCUCUUUUAUUGUAACUAGCAACAUAUCAAGAUUAUUUUUGACACUGUGUGGUACAAAGGCCAUUUAUAAUUACACUAACAAAUUUGUUGCUGAUACAAUAAUAUUAUUUUUUUUCUAUACAAAAGUGCUCCUUAAUAUGACGUGAGUUAAGAAAUGGUUUCUCAGCACUUUCAGGUCUUCUGGUAGGAAAAUAAGCCAGCCAAAAAAAAAGCUUGAAGUAACCACAUGGAAAUCAGCAUCCAGUGUUACACCAGUUUCUAGCAAAACAGUGACUGGAAAAUACUCAUGAUUAAGCAUCAAUGUAGUCAGUUAAUGCAUAUCAAAUUCAUAUUUGAGGAGCCUUUGUAUCGGAAUUGCAUUGUGUUGUAUUUAUACUUGGUAGAGGUAGGAUACUUCUAUUUAAAAUAAAGAGAGCAACCAGUGUUAGACUUCUAAUAGCCUAUGUUUAUAUAAGCCUGCUGGGAAUCCUUAUUUCUAGCUCAGGUUUUCCUGUCCACAGCACAUAAGUCAAUAUUUGUUUGUACUUGCAUCUUGAAAUUCUUCUUGUAUUGACUGACAUAAUACAGGCAUAAAUUCCAGCCACAAAAUAGUUUUACUUUGUUUGAAGGAUAAGAGUGUACUAAUGUGGUAGGUAACUCAUUCAUGUCAUGUUAUUUUUGUAUCAGGAUUGCAACCUGCAUGUGUGAGGUCGUGAUAAAAUGUUAUUUAAAAUGGCAUUAGACUGGAUGGUGCUAUGUUAUGUAUUACACAACUGACCAAACUCUUCUGUAGUGCAGUUCCACUCCUUUCAUUCUUGAGUCACUGGAGUUGCACCAGGAAUAAAUUUGACCAAUUAGUUAGCAACAGUCAUGAAAUGUUGUUGCAGAUUAUAGUUUUAGGAUAUUAAAAUACUCAAAUGCAACUGCGGUGAUAUAGGAGCCUGACUGAACCCUAGUGCGACUGAAAACCUUACUUGGAUUCUGGUAUCGCACAAAUGCUUCAGGGAGAGUGACCCUUGGUCUUCAGUAAGAACAUAAUCACAUUUAGAAGUUAAUUUCAAAUGACUUCUUUUUUCUGUUUGUUUAAUUGUCCAGGUUCCAGGCCCAAUGUCAUUUUAUUUUCUAAUGACCCCGCAGUUUGCACCAUGGGGGUGUUAAUAGUUUAUGCACUGAAAAGUGGUGAAAGAAUUGCUUAAGAACACACUGCUCUGUGUUUGCGUGUAUGUGUCCCAAUGUCCAGCGUGUAUAAUUUGCCUUUACUUUUUUUGUUUUAAAUCUCCAAAAUUCUUCCCCCACUCCUACCCCUGGAGCAGCACUUUUGGGUGAGAGGGAGACUCUUCUUUUCUUUCCUUCCUCUUUAUUGUUUUAAUUGCAUACCUGUGAGAUAUGCAGAUAACGUUAGGGCAUUUGCAGUAUGUGUGUUUGUGUGUUUCUGUUCUGAACUAAUUUUCCAAGCAGAAACUCCCUUUGAAAUAAUGUUUAACAAAAAGAAAUUAAGAAAUGGUGAACUGGAUGCUCCCUGUGUGCAUUUUAUUUAUCUGCUGAGGUCUAGUAUGUGAAAUAGCAUUUAAAAGACAAAAAUAAAGGUUGAGCCAUAAAGCAAAAGGUAUAUUCCCUGUACUAUAGACUUUCUUCUUGAGGGUGGUGCAUGUUGUCAGGGUAAGCUACAGAAUAUGCAGAUGGUUUUCCAGGACCCUGCAAUUCCUUGCACAGUUUUUAAACUGGUGCAUAUGGUGCUUUAUAAUGCAAUUUUUGAAGUAAAAUCACCUUAUGCUGCACCCCCUUCCCCUUAUAAACACACGCACAAUUUCAGAAUUGUUAUUGUAGCCUCUGGUUGAGCAGUUUCUCCAAGGUGUGGUGAAGUACCAGGAUAAACACUCAAGAUGAGUUGAGAAACAUCACCGAAAGGGAUCAUUUUAGCUGACACACGUGAAGGGCCCUGCUCCGAACACUGAGUGACUUCUGCAGUCUCCUGGCAGCAGCUCAGCGGUUCUUCUUCUGUGGCUCUGCAGAACACGGGGGGAAAGGGAAGCAACAAAAUAUUCAGUGGCUUUACCAUGGACCUGUGUAGCUAAAUGUUUCUGAAUCUAUGAAAUCCUGUUGUCUUCUGUCAUCAUGCUUUGUCACUGUAAAACCAACAAAAAGAAAAAAAAGCGUUUUUUUAGUCUAAUUUAAGGAGCUGCUUCUUUUAUAGCACAUAUUUCGCUUUGUACUAUAUUUGAUAGUUAAAGAAUAAUUUAGUCCGUAGGAUAACUUUGUUGUAUUUGUACUGUUCAUGAAUGUUACGAGAAAAGUGCUUUACUUUGUUGCCAUAAUUCUCUUGUACUGCUGUAAAAUAUUUUUCCUGCUUUAUGGAAACUUAAUUCACAUUUUCAGUACAGGGUUUUUUGUGUGUAUGUAUUUUUUUUUUGUUGUCAGUAUUCUGAAUGUUUACAUCUGUUCAACAUUAGCCAUUCUAUGCCUUUUUAGGGCAGUGUUACUCCUGCAGUAUAACAGCAAUGUGAAAUCCACUCGUACCUAACAUGCAUGAGAAAUACAGAUUUACUGGGGAGAUCCCUAACGUGCAUAGAUAUUUUUUCUAUCUGCAUUCAGUGAAGUAAGUACCCUCCUUCAGUCCUCUACCAAAGAAAAUAUUAUUCCCACAGGACAAGCUCAGAAAGUGGUUCUCUGAAUCUUCAGAAGGGGGUGUAGUUGGUUUCAGCGGGGUUGCUACAGUUCAAUGCUGUUAUGCUUUGCUUUGUUACCCCACCGGAUGUGACUGGGUGAAACAAGCAUUUUAGCGUUUUUUUUGGUUCAGGCAGUGUUUUGUUUAGAAUUCAGGGAUCAUGCUUUCUUUAAUGGUGCUCUUUGUUUGUUUGGGUUUUUUUUAAGAAAACAACCUUUUGUUGCCUACAGAAAUGACCAUUCACAAAACCAGAAGUGAAAUAAAAUAAUUUGUCUUCAUAACUUCUCUCUUCUCCCUUUCCUUUUCCCCUUCCUUAUCCCUUGAAAAUAACAACUUGGGCUUCGAUAUUAAAAUAUUCUGAAAAAAAAAAAUAAAAAGAUAAACUGAUAUUUGUCAUUUGCUUAUUUAUUUUAUGUUCAGUGCCUUAGGCAGGAUAUCCUGCUUGUGCACAUCCAUUGUAUGUACAGGUAUAUGAAAUAGAAAUGUGAGAGAAAAAUUGGUCCUUUGUAAAGGAUUUUUCAAUUACGAUGAUGUAAGACAUAGUUUGAAUGACUUCUGAUGUAACUCAAGUAUUAGUCAUCUUAUACUAGUAAAAUAAAACUAGGUGUUGUAUAUUAA
Neopsephotus bourkii (Bourke's parrot) is the source of this 15500-nucleotide messenger RNA. It is a transcript of the gene ASXL3, whose product is annotated as ASXL transcriptional regulator 3. Gene Ontology annotation, cellular component: PR-DUB complex. Gene Ontology annotation, biological process: animal organ morphogenesis; positive regulation of transcription by RNA polymerase II. The record is from RefSeq and is a predicted model, not a curated record. Bases 3945 to 10277 code for a protein of 2110 amino acids. Gene Ontology annotation, molecular function: peroxisome proliferator activated receptor binding; chromatin binding; DNA binding. NCBI's taxonomy places the organism in Eukaryota, Metazoa, Chordata, Aves, Psittaciformes, Psittacidae. The transcript is spliced from 9 exons.